Molecule: messenger RNA, 3032 nt
Organism: Aquila chrysaetos chrysaetos
Lineage: Eukaryota; Metazoa; Chordata; Aves; Accipitriformes; Accipitridae
Gene: SPOCK3
Product: SPARC (osteonectin), cwcv and kazal like domains proteoglycan 3
Exons: 13
Coding region: 111-1466 (451 amino acids)
Molecular function (GO): protein binding; calcium ion binding
Source: RefSeq, a predicted model, not a curated record
GCGGGGCGCGGAGCGCGGGGCGGACGGCUGCAGACGGCGGCGUGUGCGGGGAGGGAGCGGGCCGCCUUUCCGGCCGCGGCGAGGAGCGCGGUUGCGGGGCUUGCAGCAAGAUGCUCAAGGUAGCAGCCUUCGUGUGCGUGUGUGCAGCAGCCUGGUGCAGCCCGGCGCUGGCGGCGGCGGCGGCGGCCGGGGGCAGACCGGACAGCGGCAAUUUUCUGGACGAUAAACAAUGGCUCACGACCAUCUCCCAGUACGACAAGGAGGUCGGGCAGUGGAACAAAUUCCGAGACGAAGUAGAGGAUGAUUAUUUUCGUACAUGGAGUCCGGGUAAACCAUUUGAUCAAGCUUUAGAUCCGGCUAAAGAUCCAUGUUUAAAGAUGAAAUGUAGUCGCCAUAAGGUGUGUGUUGCACAGGAUCAACAAACUGCUGUUUGCAUUAGUCACCGAAGGCUUACGCACAGACAACCUGCAGUUAAAAGCCUAACAAAGCAGAGGAUAGUUGAGAGAAGUAUGAAAGAGGCUGGUUUAGGCCAUAAACAGUGGAGGGGUGGUCCCAUUUCAUCAAACUGCAAGCAGUGUCCAGUAGUUUAUACCAAUCCUGUUUGUGGAUCAGAUGGUCACACAUAUUCUUCUCAGUGCAAAUUAGACUAUCAAGCCUGUGUCUCAGGAAAACAAAUCUCAGUGAAAUGCGAAGGACGUUGCCCUUGCCCUUCUGACAAAUCCACAAAUGCAGGCAGAAAUGAUAGGAGAGUGUGCAGUGACCUGGAAUUCAGGGAGGUGGCAAACAGAUUGCGAGACUGGUUUAAGGCACUUCAUGAAAGUGGAAUUCAGAAUAAGAAGACUAGGAUUGUUCAAAGGCCUGAAAGAACCAGAUUUGAUACCAGCAUUUUGCCAAUUUGCAAAGACUCCCUUGGCUGGAUGUUUAACAGGCUUGAUACGAACUAUGACCUGUUGUUGGACCAGUCAGAACUUGGAAGCAUUUACCUUGACAAGAAUGAGCCAUGCACCAGGGCGUUCUUCAAUUCUUGUGACACAUACAAGGACAGUUUGAUAUCAAACAAUGAGUGGUGCUACUGCUUCCAAAGACAGCAAGACCCACCUUGCCAGACAGAACUCGCCAACAUUCAGAAGCAGCAAGGAGGAAAGAAGCUCCUAGGGCAGUACAUCCCCUUAUGUGAUGAAGAUGGGUAUUACAAACCAAGUCAGUGCCAUGGAAGCAUAGGGCAGUGCUGGUGUGUUGACAGAUAUGGUAAUGAGGUAACAGGAUCCAGAACAAAUGGUAUGGCAGAAUGUGCUAUUGAUUUAGAGACUUCAGGUGAUUUUGCCUCUGGCGAUUUCCAUGAAUGGACAGAUGAUGAAGAUGACGAAGAUGAAAUAAUGAAUGAUGAAGAUGAAAUUGAAGAUGAUGAUGAAGAUGAAGGAGAUGAUGAUGUUGAUGAUGACGAUGAUCAUGAUGGAUAUAUUUGAUGAUAUUAGGGGGUCCAGGAAUUGUACCUUUCUAAAAUCCACAAGAUGACAUUUCAUAAAAUCCCUUUGCUCUCCAAGAUCAAAAGGAUUCUAACAAACAUGUAUAUUUUGUAUGAUUAUUUCAAACAUUGCAGCUGGAGUCAUAGACUAGUUUUGUUUAAAUAAAAAUAAUUAUAUUAUGUGCUUUUGAGUUUUUAAAUGCCUUUGCGCUGAAGAAAACACAUUGGAAGUCUAGCCUGAGGAAAGAAAUGUUAUGUGCUACUGAAAAUAUAAAUGUGCAAAACACACUAUAAAGACAACCAGUCUCUUUAAAACUCCGGUGAAAAGGUACUGGCCCUUACUUGGAACUGUGCAUGUCCUCUUCAGAACACAUACUGUAACUUAACUUUAGUUCUGUCAGUGUUUUAGGCCCUGCGGGCUUUGCAAAUUGUCCAUUUAAUAAAUCAAAAAUGUAUUACAGUAGAAGAACAUUGGUGCACGAGUAGCAUCUCACCAGCCUUUAAUUAACCAAAGGUAUGGAGAAAAAUUAUCAGGAGGGAAAAAUAAAGCAAAGUCCUCCUUUGUGUUUGCAUUUGUAGUUAUGUUUUUUUACUAGGAAAUGGCUAGGUUAUUGAGAGGAUUUUUCAAAAGCAGUAGCAUGGACAAGCACCAAUUCUGUAAUUCUAAAGUUUUCUUGUCCUUUUUAAUUUUUUUUUUUGUUCACGACAAGGUCAUACAGGCUUUAUUAUUAUUUACUCAAACAUUGCUUCACCCUCUGUUGUUUCUCCGUAUUUCUCUCUAAUCAGAUUAGCGUAAAAUAUUCUACAUGGGGAAAAACUUUGCUUAAAAUUGUAUUACCUUUAUACAUGACUGUAUUUCAGAGUCUUGGCACUUGCCCCAAGGUAGUUUUUAAUAAAUGUAUAAUGAUUCUUUUUAUUUUCUUAAUUCAGGAAGUAGUUUUGCAUCUUUAUCUUAAUUCAUGUUGUUUUCUGUUACUAGUGCAGAAACUUAGAGAGCGUAUUGUAAAGGUGCCUUGCAAAAUAGAAAUAGAGAGGUUUUAGCAUGCACACCAGUAUAGGAUGUUAGGCAAUAGCUAAGCACACCCAAUUACCAAAUUAAUACCAGUAUAGGUACUGCUGCUGGAAUGAAGAAUAUGGGUUAUUUUAAUUUUUUUUCCUAUUGUUAUGUAAUUACCAUGUGGACUAGAUUAUAAUUAUUGUGUAGAGUAGCACUUAAGAUUUGACUGUAGAGAAAAUUACUUUAAUCACUGUAUUUAUGUUAGCAUGUUAAUUAAUUGUGUAGAUAUUUUGGGACUCCGCCAUCUUCGUUCAUAUCAUAUCUGUUGCUUUCUGCCCACAAUAAAAUUGACGUGACCUGUAUAAUGUAAUACUACAGGUUCUAUAAUUUCAAAAUUGGAUCACUGGUUUCCCAUCGUUAAUUAAAAGGAAAAUCAGUUUCUUAUUUGAAUUAAUUUCUACACAUUAAGUACUAAAUUUAAUGUUUACCCUAUGUAAUAUUGAAAAGUAUAAUGCAUUUUCUUUUUUACUGUUUCUGUAUAGUUUGCAAAAUAAAGACUCUUGUAACCAA